AUGGCCUCGGUGGCCGCGGCGGCGGCGGGGGACCCGGCGCCUGGCGGGGUGCUGAGUGGAGAGCAGCCGGCAGGACGGGCCACGGCCGUGGUGGGAGCUGGAGCCGGACAGGAAGGCGGGGACAGUCCUCUUGGUCGGAACAGCCCAGCUGAUCCCGACGUCCCAGCGCGGGGCCUGGGGAGGAAGGACUUCGGCCACGGCUGCCAGGUCUGCAUGCAGGAGGCCCUGGGUCAGGGUCGGGGGGGCCCGGGCGCCACCUCGCGCCACCACGCGGCGGGCCUGCUGACGGGCAGGCGGGUGUCCGCGCGGCCAGCGCCUGGCCCUGCCCACCUGACUGGCCGGAAGGGCCACGGUUCCCUCCCACCCCCGGAGGGCCUGUCCCUGUGGAAGGAAGAACACAGGACUCUGGAAACGUCGCCUCUCCUGCUACAGGGGAAAUUUGCAGGAUUUCUGGUGGAUGAAAGUAUGGCGUUCUGGGCCAGGAUCUCGAGGUUCCUCCUGCCAGGAACCACGUCCAGGAGGAGCACGAAGACCGUGCCCCCCCGGCGGCCCAGGGUGAGUGGCUGGUCGCAGCCCGUCCACUACUUGCAGAUCGUGGCCUGGAUCGUGUUCUUCAUUCUGGUCUUCACCACCUUUGGCAUCUUCAUUCCCCUGCUGCCACCCGAGUGGAGAUACAUUGCCUACAGUGUGACCGGCGGGAUCUGCCUCUUCCAUCUCUCGGUCCACCUGAUUGCUCUUUCCAUCGAUCCGGCCGAAGCCAACGUCCGCCUCAAGAAGAACUACUCACGGUCUGUGCCGACCUUCGACCGCUCCAAACACGCACAUGUCAUCCAGGAGCAGUAUUGUCACCUCUGCGAGGUCGCCGUGAGUGUGAAAGCCAAGCAUUGUAGUACCUGCAACAAGUGCGUCUCAGGCUUCGACCAUCACUGCAAGUGGCUUAACAACUGCGUGGGGAGCAGGAAUUACUGGUAUUUCUUCGCCUCGGUGGCCUCCGCCUCGGCGGGGCUGCUGUGCGUGGCCGCCACGCUGCUGUGCGUCUUCACGCAGUAUGCCAUCAACCCCGCCGGGCUGCGCACCGACCCGCACUACAGGAGUGUCUCCGACCAGAACACGUGGCUCCUGCUCCUUCCGCUUUUCCCCGUGAGGACGAGCGCGCCGGUCUUCCUGGGCAUCGGGGCGCUGACGCUGCUGCUUGACCUCGUCAGCCUCCUGCUGCUCGGUCACCUGCUCCUCUUCCACCUCCACCUGAGGGCCAAGAAGUUGAGCACAUUUGAUUACAUAAUGCAAAACAACAAACGGCAGAGCUCAAAGUCCCUGGCAGUGAAGAGAGAUGUGACCCCACAAAGAAAAGUGUUGUCACAGCAGCAAGAAGCCCAAGGAGUUCCUGCGAACUUCCAUGCACCUGAGUCUGUGCUCCACCACCGUAAAGCCAGAGGACACCUCGUCAUCAAAGGUAAACCCACGGCCAUCAAAGCCCACGGCCACCAGCGUGAGACUCGCCACGGGGGUCAGAGCCGAAGCAUGAAGCUCACAGAACAGGACUCCACCAUCAACAUCCCAGGCGAGAGCUCCUCGGGGCUGCAGAGUGAAGUGGAAGAAAUUCCUGCCGCCACCGUCCAGGUGCUCAAGUGUGACCUCCCUCAGGACCAUCCGCCCAGAGAGCUCCCUGAAACUCCAGGAGCCCAGGGACCUGCGCCGACUGAGAGCCCCUUGCAGGGCUCCUUCUCUGCUAGUAGGCUGCCUGUGGAGUCGGUCCCGGAAACCCAUGCUCUCCUGUCCUCUGUGCAUGGCCACAGGAAGGACACGUGGUCCCAGAAGCACUGGGACGUCCUCCGCAGUAGCCAGAAGCCCUGGAGCUUGGAGUCCCCGGUCAUCAACAUCUCCGAGAGUUGCCAGGAGGUGCCCCAUGCGUGGGCAAUGGCGCCGCACGCCCAGGCGCCCAAGGGCCUGCCCGUCAUCGAGGAAGAAAAGUAUGGGAUGAAGGUGGCCCCUGUCGCCAGCCCCGAGGAGGCCACCGGGCCCGGCGGCUCCACCAAGGUCACCGUGAUCAUAGUGCCUGAGGGCCCGGAGCCCGAGGACCGGGCUGCUCAGCCUGAGGAGACCUGGGCCCUGCGGCCCACCGUCAGACCCCGCCGUCCACCGUCAGACCCCGCCGUCCACCGUCCGUCAGACCCCGCCGUCCACCGUCAGACCCCGCACCCUCCAACUGGCUCCCAAGCCCAGUCCCGGGGGCAGCCGCCCCAGCCUUGUCUCUGUCACUCCCCUGAAUCGGGCCCACUGCAGGCAGUGGCCGUCCAGGGCACAGCCUGCCUCACCCGCACGGCCGUGGUCACACCUGUGCUGGCCGUGCUCAUCCCCGCCAACACGUCCCUCCGCUUUGUCCCCUCCCCUGGGGAGGCUGCCGGCUCCACCCGGCUCCUCCCCCUGCACCUGGACGCUACACGCCCUCUGCCUCCCAUCUGGGUGGUCCUCGGGGCGGGGGCCCAGGGUCCAGAGCCUGAGUGGACCAAGGACCAGGGGGCAGUGUCAUCCCCCACAGAGGGCGCGCUGGUCCAGCAGCCAGAGCCGGAAGACGGCUCCUCCGACUCCCACACCAGGAUGGAACCUGCCAUCCCAUCCUAUCACGAAGGGGACUCUCCCAGCUUGAACCUUCGGCUGAGCAACCAACCUCCUGGUGAAGGCGGGGACGCGCCCUGCCUCCGAGCCCACCCCUCCUGGCGCAGAGCCGGCCUGGCGGAGAGGAGGCGGCAGGUGUACCGUGAAAAGAGAGAGGAAGCGACCCUGGAAGAGGCUCUGAGGUCGGCUGCUUUCACCCAGGUAACCCGCGGAGGCCCCGGUCGGACGCAGGAAGAUGGCCCGCCUCCAGCUGGAGUGGGGGCCCGGGUUGGGGCGCCGCCGCCUGCCCCCGGGAAGGCGUCCCAGCUGCGCACCGCGCCCAGGGUCCGGCACGGACCCGCCUCCCCGCUUCUGGCCCACCCCAGCCAGGCGCUCGCCUCACCCUCCCGCUGUCCCCCAAACUCUCGCGGGGCGGCCCCACUCCCCGCCCCACCCUGCUCCCCUCCGUGGGGCCCGAGCCCGGCCACCCCGGAUCCCAGCGUUGGCCCGAGCGUCUCCGCAGAGAGGCCAGCGCCCGGCCGCCCCCAGCCGGGAGGCCCGUCCUCGCGCCCAUCCGUCGACCCGCGUCCGGGGUCGCGGAGGGCCAGGUGGGACCGCACGGGCGACAACCCGCCCCGCGGAGCCGUGGGGCCCUGGGGCCAGCGCCGACCCGCCUUGUAA
Messenger RNA from Lipotes vexillifer (Yangtze River dolphin), 3276 nucleotides. Lineage: Eukaryota; Metazoa; Chordata; Mammalia; Artiodactyla; Lipotidae. The record is from RefSeq and is a predicted model, not a curated record.